AUGGCUUCUCCGAAAGGUUUUCUCAGCUGCUGCUCAGCUUGGAUCCUGGCUUCGUGUUCCCUCCUUCUCUUCCUCCUCGUGCUGAAGUCUCAAGGAGCGGUCGUACCCCUCCACGGAUGCAGACUGAAGAAGAGCGACUUUGAAGCAUCCUUUAUCAACCAGCACAUCUUAAAUCUUUCUAAGAAGGCAAGUGACCAGGACACCAUCACGGACAUCAGGCUCAUCAACAGCACCUUUCCCCAAGACGUCCAAGCAAGGGAUCGCUGCUACCUGAUGAAGCGGAUUCUGAACUUCACCCUGGAGGUGGUGAUUCCUCCUCGGAACCCCCAGCUCGGGCCACUUUUCCGAGAUGUGAAAUCCUUCUUCAGCUAUCUCCACCGCAAGCUGCACUACUGUAAUCCCAUUACCAGCGGACAGCAAGUUGAGAGACACGUUGAAACCAUGAAGAAGACCGUGACCCAGCUCGGCGAGAAAGGAACGAACAAAGUGAUCGGCGAGCUCAAUCUGCUCUUCGUGGCCCUAAAGCAUGCCUGCGUUUAA
Tachyglossus aculeatus (Australian echidna) is the source of this 540-nucleotide messenger RNA. RefSeq names its product interleukin 22 (gene IL22). Lineage: Eukaryota; Metazoa; Chordata; Mammalia; Monotremata; Tachyglossidae. The transcript has 5 exons. The coding region runs from base 1 to 540 and encodes 179 amino acids. Gene Ontology annotation, cellular component: extracellular region. The record is from RefSeq and is a predicted model, not a curated record.